This is a messenger RNA of Aureobasidium vineae, 780 nucleotides long. Lineage: Eukaryota; Fungi; Ascomycota; Dothideomycetes; Dothideales; Saccotheciaceae. The record is from the annotation of a GenBank genome assembly.
AUGAACACCCCUACUCGUGUUCACCGCUCAAUAGAAAUCAGUACCCCAAGCACUUCUGAUAUGUCUUUGCAAGAUCAGACCCUCAGUGCACGUUGCCAAUCUUCAGCGCUCAUCCGACCAACAGUCUUCACGCGCGGUGCCAGGCUCGAGAGUGGGGAUAUUCCGAUGGCAAAACACGUUUGGGAGAUGACGGAGAUGCUACCCAAUUCUCUUGUCCGCGGGAUCCUCGACGCGCCAGGAGUGCACAGUCUUCUUGCCGCACAACAGCAAGCAGAACAGACAGAAAUCCAAUCCACUCAAUCCGGCUCUAGGAAAGUCACUGCAACGGAGGUCGAACGAAUCGUAAGGAAGUCCGUGGACAAGCACGUUGACGAACGUCUCGAGCAAAAGAUCAAGGUCACUUUCAAGUCACUCGUCCGUGAGCGCGUCGAUCGUCUCAUCCAAGAUCAGUUGCCNCUAGCUGCUGACUCGGUGCUCCAUGGUGCUACUGAAGGCUAUCGCGACCAGUUCUACGGGGAUUGCAAGAUGAACGAAGCCAGCCUUCUCGAAAUGGUCGACGAGGGUCGCACACAGGUGCAAGACACAAUUAAUGAUUGUAUAGCAGAGAUGAACGAUACGAUACAGAACCAGAUCGGCGAACUCGAGUCUUGGAGUGGCGAGUUGAGCACGUCUAUCGGGGAGCAGCUUGCUCGUUUGGGUUACUGGUCAGACAAGUUUGCCAGAUCGAGUGCGAGCGAUAGAUAUGCGAAGAAGUCUAUGUCAAGGUGCAAGUCUAUAUAG